Molecule: messenger RNA, 1858 nt
Organism: Oenanthe melanoleuca
Lineage: Eukaryota; Metazoa; Chordata; Aves; Passeriformes; Muscicapidae
Product: translation initiation factor IF-2-like
Exons: 3
Coding region: 1-519 (172 amino acids)
Source: RefSeq, a predicted model, not a curated record
AUGAAAUUGGUGGCGCUGGGAAGAGACUUCCAGAGAUCGUCCCGCCCUGCCAAGCUGGAGCAGGUUACAAUGGAAUGUGUCCACCGCGGAGCCCUGGGAAGGCCCCACAGGGGACGGGAACAUGGCGCGGGCAGGAGAAGGGGAGCUCGGCCAGCCCGCCCCAGCCAGACAGGGAAGGGAAGGACGGGACGGGAGAGAAGGGGAGCAGAAGGAAAGGAAAGGAAGGGAAGGGAAGGGGAGCGAGGCCCAGCCCGACACUCACCCGCGCCUCACCCGGGCUCCGCCAUCGCGCCCCGCCCCGAGCCCCGCGCGCGCAGCGGCGCCAGGACGGCGGCCGGCAGAGGCCAGAAGAGCGCGGAGGGCGCGGCGCCGCCGCUUCGCCUCUGGGAGCGCGGCCUCACGGACUCUGCCUUGGUGUUAACUGGAAAACAGCAAUCCCAGCAAUCCUAUCCAGUUAGAGCGCUUGCGAUGCCGAUGUAUCUGAUCCAAACGAGUGUUGGUGGAUGGGUGUGUAUCUAAAAAGGUGCAGCACCAAUACCAGAAAAGAAGCACAAGUUCAUAAAUAAAGGUCUGGCACAAGGGACUGUUGGAAGUGACUCAGGAAAACACAACUUCUUUUCAAAGCUACUAUUAGGAAACUUCUGGAGAAUUAUCAGUAGGCAGGUUAAGCAGAUCCUCAACUAUUGCUUUCAUGUGAUUUAUUCCUACAAUAACAGCAUUUCUAUGAAGCUUGCAAGGACUCUGCUCCUAAUUCAUGAGAGGGAAUAAAUAAACUUGUAUUAUCCCAACUUGUAUUAUCUGGAUCACCUGCUGUGUCUCUUAACAUGUGUCUUUUAUUCUUGUUUCACUCUUGCUUAAAAAAACCCACUGAACUUAUUGUUGGCAUCAUAAAAAAAUGGGAUUGAAACUAUCUGAUGUCAAAUGAGUGUUUUCACUAAUAAUGAAAACAUUAACAGGUUUUAAGAAACAGUAUGACAGGCACCAAGAGUAAGAAAAAUUUAAAUAGCUGUAUACAAAUCUAAAGUCUUUAAAAAAUUUCAUUUUUAUUGAUUCAUUACCAUACAAAAUUUAUUCAAAUUACAUCCAUUUGAAGUGGUAAGAUCACAGCUAGAGAACAUGUCACCCUUUAAUAAAUCUAUUUACAAAACUCACCAUAAAAGCUUUUUUGUUGGUUUUUUCCUUUUUUUUUUUACAGUAUUUUACAGAGGUUUGUUUUGUUUUUUUUUUUUUAAACUAGCAUACAAUGCAAAGCUAAAUUAGAUUAGUUAUUUGCCCACACACACUGGGACAAGUGUUUAAUUUGUACAAAAAGAAGAUGGUCUGCAUUAGUCUUCAUUUUCUCUUCCCUCACAAAAGUGCCCCUUUGCCUUACAAAUCUUCAUGCUCACACAACUUUUAUUUUCCUCUUCCACAAGACGAAAACUUUAAAUACUACAAUUUUAUUUACAGAUCCACAUCUAAAAAAACUCUUAAAAAAUUACAAACCAGCUAGAAAAUAUUCUGGCAGUGUUUACAAAUUAAUUCUAUUGUACAAAACUGCUAGAUAACUAAAGUGUGAGUUGAGAACAUAUAUCAAAUUAAAUACAACUGCUGAAUGAUCUAUGCAAACAUUUGUACAUAUAAACACACACUUAACACUGUUUAACAGUUCUUUAUGUGUUGCCCUUUAUACAUUUGUUAUAUUCCAAAACCCACACAGUCAUACAGUUUCCUCAUUAGUACUGUGACUUCUUGCCUUUUCAUGUGUGAGCUUUCAUAGCAGCAACUCAAUGGUACCAGAAAACCUGCAUACAUAAUAUUCUACUACAGUACAAAUAGUACUAAUUUUCUGAGUUAUGUCAGAUAAGCACAACUGUAA